Echinops telfairi (small Madagascar hedgehog) is the source of this 7183-nucleotide messenger RNA. It is a transcript of the gene ITSN1, whose product is annotated as intersectin 1. The transcript is spliced from 40 exons. The record is from RefSeq and is a predicted model, not a curated record. Gene Ontology annotation, molecular function: calcium ion binding; guanyl-nucleotide exchange factor activity; protein binding. Bases 166 to 5319 code for a protein of 1717 amino acids. Gene Ontology annotation, cellular component: presynaptic membrane; intracellular vesicle; clathrin-coated pit. Gene Ontology annotation, biological process: positive regulation of Rho protein signal transduction; clathrin-dependent synaptic vesicle endocytosis; endosomal transport. NCBI's taxonomy places the organism in Eukaryota, Metazoa, Chordata, Mammalia, Afrosoricida, Tenrecidae.
AGGGGGCUCCGGACCGAGAGAGGCGGCCGGCGGGGAUGGUGAGCGGGGCUGCGGCUCCCCCGUGCCCCCCCGCGGCGUGUGGGCUGCACUGAUUUGUCCCCGGGGCGGCAGCGCGGAUCCGCCUGGAGAUGAGGCAUCGAUCAGCAAGGUAAAAGUAACAGAACCAUGGCUCAGUUUCCAACACCUUUUGGUGGUAGCCUGGACAUCUGGGCCAUAACUGUAGAAGAAAGAGCAAAGCAUGAUCAACAAUUCCACAGUUUAAAGCCAAUAUCUGGAUUUAUUACUGGUGAUCAAGCUAGAAACUUUUUUUUUCAAUCUGGGUUACCGCAACCUGUUUUAGCACAGAUAUGGGCGCUAGCUGACAUGAAUAAUGAUGGAAGAAUGGAUCAAGUGGAGUUUUCCAUCGCCAUGAAACUUAUCAAAUUGAAGCUACAAGGCUAUCAGCUCCCCUCUGCACUUCCCCCUGUCAUGAAACAGCAGCCAGUUGCUAUUUCUACUGCACCAGCAUUUGGUAUGGGAGGCAUUGCCAGCAUGCCACCCCUCACAGCAGUUGCUCCAGUGCCAAUGGGGUCCAUUCCCGUGGUCGGGAUGUCUCCACCCCUCGUUUCUUCUGUUCCUCCAGCAGCAGUGGCUCCCCUGGCGAAUGGGGCUCCCCCUGUCAUACAACCUCUGCCUGCAUUUGCUCAUCCUGCAGCCACAUUGCCAAAGAGUUCUUCUUUUAGUAGAUCUGGUCCAGGGUCUCAAUUAAAUACUAAAUUACAGAAGGCACAGUCCUUCGACGUGGCUAGUGCCCCUCCUGUGGCAGAAUGGGCUGUUCCCCAGUCAUCGAGACUGAAAUACAGACAGUUAUUCAAUAGUCAUGACAAAACUAUGAGUGGACAUCUCACAGGUCCCCAAGCAAGAACUAUUCUUAUGCAAUCAAGUUUACCACAGGCUCAGCUGGCUUCAAUAUGGAAUCUUUCCGACAUUGACCAAGACGGAAAGCUCACAGCAGAAGAAUUUAUCCUGGCUAUGCACCUAAUUGAUGUGGCUAUGUCUGGCCAGCCCCUGCCACCGGCUCUGCCUCCAGAGUAUAUCCCACCUUCCUUUAGAAGAGUCCGCUCUGGCAGUGGCAUAUCUUCCAUAAGCUCCUCCUCUGUCGAUCAGAGGUUACCAGAGGAACCAGUUUUAGAAGACGAACAGCAGCAACUGGAAAAGAAGCUACCUGUAACUUUUGAAGAUAAGAAGCGUGAGAAUUUUGAGCGGGGCAAUCUGGAGCUGGAGAAGCGAAGGCAAGCUCUCUUGGAACAGCAGCGCAAAGAGCAAGAGCGCUUGGCACAGCUCGAACGGGCAGAGCAGGAGAGGAAAGAGCGGGAGCGGCAGGAGCAGGAGCGCAAAAGACAACUAGAGUUGGAGAAACAGUUAGAAAAGCAGCGGGAGUUAGAACGUCAGAGGGAAGAGGAGCGGAGGAAAGAAAUCGAGAGGCGGGAGGCCGCAAAACGAGAGCUUGAAAGGCAGCGACAACUGGAAUGGGAACGACAUCGACGGCAAGAACUGCUGAAUCAAAGAAACAAAGAACAGGAGGACAUCGUUGUCCUGAAAGCCAAGAAAAAGACGCUGGAAUUUGAAUUGGAAGCUCUAAAUGAUAAAAAGCAUCAACUGGAAGGCAAACUUCAGGAUAUCAGAUGUCGGUUAGCCACCCAAAGGCAAGAAAUUGAGAGUACAAACAAAUCCAGAGAACUGAGAAUUGCUGAAAUCACACACCUACAGCAGCAGUUACAGGAAUCUCAGCAAAUGCUUGGAAGACUUAUUCCCGAGAAACAGAUACUUAAUGACCAACUAAAACAAGUUCAGCAGAACAGCUUGCAUAGAGAUUCACUUCUUACGGUCAAAAGAGCCCUAGAAGCAAAAGAACUGGCUCGGCAGCAGCUCCGGGACCAGCUGGAUGAGGUUGAGAGAGAAACUAGAUCAAAGCUGCAGGAGAUUGAUAUUUUCAAUAAUCAGCUGAAGGAACUCAGAGAAAUACAUAAUAAGCAACAGCUCCAGAAACAAAAAUCCAUAGAGGCCGAACGCCUGAAACAGAAAGAACAAGAGCGAAAGAUCCUAGAAUUAGAAAAACAAAAAGAGGAAGCCCAAAGACGAGCUCAGGAAAGGGACAAACAGUGGCUGGAGCAUGUGCAGCAGGAGGAUGAGCACCAGCGGCCUAGAAAGUUCCACGAUGAAGAGAGACUGAGAAGGGAAGAGAGUGUCAAGAGAAAGGACAGCGAGGAAAAAGGCAAACAGGAAAUGCAAGACAAGCUGAGUCGGCUCUUCCAUCAGCAUCAGGAACCAGCCAAGCCAGCUGUCCAAGCACCGUGGUCCACCGCAGAAAAAGGCCCGCUUACAAUUUCAACCCAAGAGAAUGUGAAAGUGGUGUAUUACCGAGCACUGUACCCCUUUGAGUCCCGAGGUCACGAUGAGAUCAGCAUCCAGCCUGGGGAUAUCGUCAUGGUUAAAGGGGAAUGGGUGGAUGAGAGCCAAACUGGAGAACCCGGAUGGCUUGGAGGAGAACUUAAAGGAAAGACAGGAUGGUUCCCUGCAAACUAUGCAGAGAAAAUUCCAGAAAACGAGGUUCCUGCCCCAGUCAAACCAGUGACUGAUCUGACCUCUGCACCCGCACCUAAACUGGCUUUGCGAGAACCCCCCGCGCCCUCCUCAGAGCCCUCUGCAGCCCCCAACAACUGGGCCGACUUCAGCUCCACGUGGCCCACCAACACGGGUGAAAAGCCAGAAACGGAUCAUUGGGAUGCAUGGGCAACCCAGCCCUCCCUCACCGUCCCCAGUGCUGGCCAGUUACGGCAGAGGUCCGCCUUUACUCCAGCCACGGCCACGGGCUCCUCGCCAUCUCCCGUGUUAGGCCAGGGUGAAAAGGUGGAGGGGCUGCAAGCACAAGCCCUGUAUCCUUGGAGAGCCAAAAAAGACAACCAUUUAAAUUUUAACAAAAACGAUGUCAUUACUGUCCUGGAGCAGCAAGACAUGUGGUGGUUUGGAGAAGUCCAGGGUCAGAAGGGUUGGUUCCCCAAGUCUUACGUGAAACUCAUUUCGGGGCCCAUAAGGAAGUCAACGAGCAUGGACUCGGGUUCUUCAGAAAGCCCUGCCAGUCUAAAGAGAGUAGCUUCCCCAGCAGCCAAGCAGGCCGUUUCGGGAGAAGAGUUCAUUGCCAUGUACACUUACGAGAGCUCUGAGCCAGGCGAUUUAACCUUUCAGCAAGGGGAUGUGAUUGUGGUUACCAAGAAAGAUGGUGACUGGUGGACAGGAACAGUGGGCGACAAAUCCGGAGUCUUCCCUUCUAACUAUGUGAGGCUUAAAGAUUCAGAGGGCUCUGGAACUGCUGGGAAAACAGGGAGUUUAGGAAAAAAGCCUGAAAUUGCCCAGGUGAUUGCCUCGUACACCGCGACCGGCCCUGAGCAGCUGACCCUGGCUCCGGGCCAACUGAUUUUAAUCCGAAAAAAGAACCCAGGUGGAUGGUGGGAAGGAGAGCUGCAAGCACGUGGGAAAAAGCGCCAGAUCGGCUGGUUCCCGGCUAAUUAUGUGAAACUUUUAAGCCCCGGAACAAGUAAAGUUACUCCAACGGAGCCGCCAAAGCCUGUGGCAUUACCUGCAGUGUGCCAGGUGAUUGGGAUGUACGACUACACGGCGCAGAACGACGACGAGCUGGCCUUCAGCAAGGGCCAGCUCAUCAACGUCCUCAACAAGGAGGACCCCGACUGGUGGAAAGGAGAAGUCAGCGGACAAGUGGGGCUCUUCCCCUCCAACUACGUGAAGUUGACCACAGACAUGGACCCUAGCCAGCAAUGGUGUUCAGACCUACAUCUCUUGGAUAUAUUGGCCCCCACGGAAAGAAAGCGACAAGGAUACAUCCACGAACUCAUCGUCACGGAGGAGAACUACGUCAACGACCUGCAGCUGGUCACAGAGAUCUUUCAGAAACCCCUGAUGGAAUCUGAGCUGCUGACAGAAAAAGAGGUUGCUAUGAUUUUUGUUAACUGGAAGGAGCUGAUUAUGUGUAAUAUCAAACUACUGAAAGCGCUGAGGGUUCGCAAGAAGAUGUCUGGGGAGAAAAUGCCCGUGAAGAUGAUCGGGGACAUCCUGACCGCCCAGCUGCCCCACAUGCAGCCAUAUAUCCGCUUCUGCAGCUGUCAGCUCAACGGGGCAGCCCUGAUCCAGCAGAAGACGGACGAGGCCCCGGACUUCAAGGAAUUUGUCAAAAGGCUGGCAAUGGACCCUCGGUGUAAAGGGAUGCCGCUGUCUAGCUUCAUACUGAAGCCGAUGCAACGGGUGACAAGAUACCCACUGAUCAUUAAAAACAUCCUGGAAAACACACCUGAAAACCACCCCGACCACAGCCACUUACAACACGCCCUGGAGAAGGCCGAAGAGCUGUGUUCCCAGGUGAACGAAGGAGUGCGUGAGAAGGAGAACUCGGACCGACUGGAGUGGAUCCAAGCCCACGUGCAGUGCGAAGGCCUGUCGGAGCAACUUGUGUUCAAUUCAGUGACCAAUUGCUUGGGGCCUCGCAAGUUUCUGCACAGUGGGAAACUCUACAAAGCCAAGAGCAACAAGGAGCUGUACGGCUUCCUCUUCAACGACUUCCUCCUGCUCACCCAAAUCAUAAAGCCCCUCGGGUCUUCCGGCACCGACAAGGUCUUCAGCCCCAAAUCUAACCUGCAGUAUAAAAUGUACAAAACACCGAUUUUCCUCAAUGAGGUUCUAGUAAAAUUGCCCACCGACCCUUCUGGAGAUGAGCCCAUCUUUCACAUUUCCCACAUCGACCGAGUCUACACCCUCCGGGCAGAAAGCAUCAAUGAAAGGACGGCCUGGGUGCAGAAAAUCAAAGCUGCUUCUGAACUCUACAUCGAGACGGAGAAAAAGAAACGCGAGAAGGCGUACCUCGUCCGCUCCCAAAGGGCAACCGGGAUCGGACGGCUGAUGGUGAACGUGGUGGAAGGCAUCGAGCUGAAGCCCUGCCGGUCGCACGGAAAGAGUAACCCAUACUGCGAGGUGACCAUGGGCUCCCAGUGCCACAUCACCAAGACCAUCCAGGACACGCUCAACCCCAAGUGGAAUUCCAACUGCCAGUUCUUCAUCCGAGACCUGGAGCAGGAAGUGCUCUGCGUCACGGUCUUUGAGAGGGACCAGUUCUCCCCCGACGAUUUCCUGGGUCGGACAGAGAUCCGCGUGGCUGACAUCAAGAAAGACCAGGGCUCUAAGGGUCCGGUUACCAAGUGUCUCCUGCUUCACGAGGUGCCCACAGGGGAGAUUGUGGUCCGCCUGGACCUGCAGCUGUUUGAUGAGCCCUGAGGGUGGGCCUCGGGGGAGUUCCGGCUGCAGACAGCGGGUGCUGUCUGGAAAUCGUGUUUCUUUCCCCAGAAACUACUGGCUGGUGUUCAGCCGCAGGGUGACGGCGCCUCGAAGACGGGACCGCCAGGCUUCUAGGAAUAGUUCUCGACAAUCUUUCCCCCACAAAUGGUUUUCCAUCCCCUCUCCCCCCAAAACCCCCAAACCACUCUGCUUUCCCACGGGUUGUAGGGUCUCUGAUCUCCCAUAGCCCCCAUUAGGUUUAGGUGGGAAGCUAGCCCAGCACCAGCCUGGAGGCAUCGGUCUGGCCGUUGUAAAUAUUGAUAAAUGCAAUGCCUGUGUUUGGAGCCCUCAUGUCACGGUCCAGUUUCUUACCUCUACCCGACCCGUGUCGGCUCCUUGGUGUGUUGAAUAACCAAUCAUGAUAGCCCUGACAUUGCUUCAGGUCCACCCCACCCCAUGCCCCACUCACCCCCUACCCUCCAAAGGCUCUGUGGGGCCUUAUCUGAAAUGCUGCCCUGGGGCUGACAGCUUGGUGCGAUAGCCUCCUGAUCAGGCACCAAGCCAGCCCUUGGAAGAUUUGGUCCAAGGAAAAUCCCAGCAGGUGAGCGCUGAGAGGAGAGCCAGUCCACUCGCCUCUGGGCUUUGUAGGAACAGAUGCCAGUGGGCGCGCACUGGGACACGAGUGGGUGACACAGUCCAGACCCCCAGCAUGCCUGGAAGACAACGAAGGCCGAGGACCGAGGAAGCACAUUAUCUACCAAGCUCUGCUCUGCGGGGUUAGCCCGGGGUAAGCCACCAGGAAGGCUCCUCGUUUACAAACCCAGGGGUCAUGGCUGCCAAUCAUGCUGAAACAUCCUCUCUCAGCCUGGGCCCGGUGAUGUUCCCUGGUUAGAGCCUUUGUGGGUAACCAGCGGGGAGCCCGCUGUGUGCUUGGGAGGACCAGAUCCCGACUGCCAGGAGAAACGCGAGUCUGGAGCGCUUCCAGAAAGGCCUGCGCUUGAUCCAGGCAGCUCCUCCCAGGUGUGGAAAGGAGAAGGCCUGGCAAGCCCUUCUGGAGGUGGGAAGAUGAGCAGGAGGUUCCUUCUGUAGGGCGGCAGAGACCUUAGGAGCUCUGUAGUCUGGAGAGGAGGACCCCAGACGGCCUCGUUCCUCUUCACGCACCCACGCGUCAGAGACAGGGGUCUGCCCACGGGCCAGGCUGUUUGGGUUGAGGUCUGGGCUCUCCUCCCCUCAGAUGCCAGGAGAGAGGCUGAUACUCAGACAAUGACUUGACGCGCUCAUGAACAGUGGGCUGUGUUUUGUUCCCAUGGUGAUGUCCUCACUGUCCCAGCUCGUGUCCCUGAAAUGUUCUCUGCAUGUGCCCUUGUUUCCAGGGUCGUUUUCCGUGCUCCGUCAUGUUCUCUGUGAUGGUAGGUCCUUAGCCAUUCAUUCAGGUGAUAGAAGUGCUUUACAGGGGUCGUGCCGGCAUGGUGGCAGAGCCCUCCAACCCCCCGCCUCCCACCUCCAGGAACAGAAUGCCAAUUGCUCUGAGUCCCCUGUGAGCGAGCCCGUCACGUUUUGAGCAAUUUUUAAAAGCGCAUGCUGGAGGGACAGCCAAGUUUACAUUUCAUACUUUUGAGAAACACUUUAUUAUUUAUUUAUUGAAGGUAGCAUAGAGUUUUGUAUCAAGGACCAUACACUUAAGUAUUUUUGGAGACAAGGAGAGGGACCCUUUAGUUAGACCCCUUCCGUGGAUAGGUUCCUGACCACGCCCCCCAUCAGGCGGCCACUCUCCACUUCUCAGCUGCAAACCUGGUCACAAAUCCACAAAUUGUCCAUUUUUUUUAAAGCUGUUUAAAUGAUUUGGGAUUAAACUACAUGUAGA